Vicugna pacos (alpaca) is the source of this 1822-nucleotide messenger RNA. NCBI's taxonomy places the organism in Eukaryota, Metazoa, Chordata, Mammalia, Artiodactyla, Camelidae. The record is from RefSeq and is a predicted model, not a curated record.
GCCACCGCGGGGAGGGGGACGGGAGCGAGAGGUCACCGCCGAGCGGGGAGGACCAUAGAGCGGCCGCGGCCGCAGCCGCACAGUUCUCGGGCCGAGCCCCUCGAGGGAAAGCCCAAGUCCCCCGGGCCUCGAUGGAGUCCCCUCAUCCCUGCUCUCCCCACCUUCCUUCCCAGCAACUCCACACAGCGCUCCAGAAGCCCUCCCCACAGACUCCCAAUCCCAGAGGACGCGUCCCUGUUUCCUCCUGCGCCCGGCCUGGCCCUCCCCGCUGGGGGGACUCGUGGGGGAUGCUAGCUUGCCUGUGCACUGUGCUCUGGCACCUCCCUGCAGUGCCAGCCCUCAACCGCACAGGGGACCCAGGGCCUGGCCCCUCCAUCCAGAAAACCUAUGACCUCACCCGCUACCUGGAGCACCAACUCCGCAGCUUGGCUGGGACCUAUCUGAACUACCUGGGCCCCCCUUUCAACGAGCCUGACUUCAACCCACCUCGGCUGGGGGCAGAGACUCUGCCCAGGGCCACUGUCAACCUGGAUGUGUGGCGAAGCCUCAACGACAAACUACGGCUGACGCAGAACUACGAGGCCUACAGCCACCUCCUGUGCUACUUGCGUGGCCUCAACCGCCAGGCCGCCACAGCCGAGCUGCGUCGCAGCCUGGCUCACUUCUGCACCAGCCUCCAGGGCCUGCUGGGCAGCAUCGCGGGCGUUAUGGCAGCGCUCGGCUACCCGCUACCCCAGCCUCUGCCCGGGACCGAGCCCACCUGGGCCCCUGGCCCUGCCCACAGUGACUUCCUUCAAAAGAUGGACGACUUCUGGCUGCUGAAGGAGCUGCAGACCUGGCUGUGGCGCUCAGCCAAGGACUUCAACCGGCUCAAGAAGAAGAUGCAGACUCCAGCAGCUGCAGUCACCCUGCACCUGGAGGCCCAUGGCUUCUGAUCUCUGACCUUCUCUGUCCCCUCCCUCUUCAAACCCUGCUCCCACUCUGGGAGGGAGGAACAUGUAUGCCAACACUUGUUAAGCCAGGAGACAGAAGUCAAGAGCCUCUAGCCCUCCCUGGACUUGGAGGAGGGUGUGAUGCAAUAAAGCCCAUCCCUCCCCACUUCCCAAAGUCCUACAGGUCUGGGGAAGAGGUGCAAUAGGCCCAUCCCAUUUCCACAGGAAGUAAUGCUCAAGGGAGCCUGAAGUGGUUCACGUUGGUGCAAAGGCUGUCAUGGCUUCCUGCUUCCUGCCCACCACUUGCCAGUGUCCACCCAGACCCUCAAGUGGCACUUCCAGGAAGCGUGCCUGUCGGCAGGGAGGGGACCGCCAUCACAUGUGCCUUUCUGGGGUGAAGCUCUUCGGCUGCCCCACUCUCCUUAGGUGGGUGUUCCUCCCCUCCCCCCAAAUAACUCAAUACAUCCAAUUCAGGAAACAAACCCAGUAGCAAGUCCAAACAGAAAGAGAUGGGAUUAAAACUGAAACAGGUGGGGUCUGCAUGGGAGGUAAUACUGAAAGCAGAGAAGCAGGGACAGACUGGACCCAGGGGUCACCAAGGCAAUCGGUGGCAUAGGGUGGCAACCAAAAGGACAUUGCCUUGAAAUUUCUUGCCAGCUUCACGGCGCCUCCUCUCCGCCUCCUUUCCCAGGGUAUCUGUGGGUUGCCCAGGCUGGGGAGGGCAACCAUAGCCACAGCCACAGAAUUUCCUGAAAGUUUACAUUGCAGUAGCAUUUCGGGGUGCGGGGGGCAGCUCCCCCAGGCCCUGCCCCCCAGCCCCGCCCACUCAUGACUCUAAGUUUGUUGUAUUAAUAUUUAUUUAUUUUGGAAUGUUAUUUAUAGAUGAUAUU